CAAGUGUGUAAUCGAAGAAAUAAAGUUCGAUGUAAAAGUUCAACGAAAAAGGUUUUCGGUUUCGCUAAGUGUCUCAGUAGUAAUAGUAGUACAGCGUUGGUUUUGUUCGGGUUACAUUUUCACGUGUUCUUGUCGCCGCGGUGCCAUUUGGCUUUCAGUGAAAGCUUAUUCAGCGAAACCAGUGAGCAGCAGCAGCAGCAAUAUUUUCCGCCUUCGCGCGUGUGCAUUUCUCGCGCUGUUCAGGGAAUUGACGUCAGAAAGUGAUUGAAUAGUGCCUUAUGUGAAGACAAAUCAAGCUGAAAAAUAAGCAAGGAUAGUGACUGACAAAAAGGAAGAGGGUAAAAACAAGUGGUCAUCGUCUCUAGAGGUUAACGUGGCAAUAUACCACCGGAGCAACUCACGCCAGCGAUAUAUAUGCAGCCCACCAGUCGAAGGAUGUUCCUGCUGAGGUUUCUGUCUCGACCCGCACCCGCAUCUAGGGCAACCCUCGGUCUCUUUGGCACCGCUAUGGUGGCAAUGAAUCUGCUCACCACAUCCAGCAUGGUUCUGGCAUGUCCAUCAUCGCAACAGCCCGCUCCAUCCCCAGCAGGAAAGGGGGCCCCCGGGUCGGUGUACGACUUCAGCGCCGUCGACAUCGAUGGCAAUAUGGUAGCCCUUGAGCGCUAUCGGGGUCAUGUGCUCAUCAUCGUGAAUGUUGCCUCCAAAUGUGGUUACACCGAUGGACAUUAUGCCGAACUGAACCAGUUGUACGAGGAGUACAAAGAUACACAAGGUCUACGCAUACUCGCUUUCCCAUCCGAUCAGUUCCAUCAAGAGCCGGACAGCAAUGAGCAGAUAAAACGGUUCGCUCGCGAGCAAAAGGGUGCAAAAUUCGAUCUGUUUUCAAAGAUCUACGUGAAUGGGGAUGAGACCCACCCGCUGUGGAAGUAUCUGAAGCAAAGACAAGGCGGCACCCUGUUCGAUGCGAUCAAGUGGAACUUCACCAAGUUUAUCGUCGACAAAAAUGGGCAACCUGUGGAACGCCACGGACCCCAAACUAGCCCGCUGCAGUUGCGCGAGAAUUUGGAGAAAUACUUUGCCAAGUGAGUCUGGAGACUAUGAGUACGAAGGAUGAUUUAUAGGAUGGUUUCUUUCUGCAAGCAUUUUCAUAAUGGACGUAUCAAAUAUUAAUCCUUAUAAUCCGAAUAAAUAGUUAUUCUGAAAAA
This is a messenger RNA of Toxorhynchites rutilus septentrionalis, 1205 nucleotides long. RefSeq lists its product as uncharacterized. Gene Ontology annotation, biological process: response to oxidative stress. Gene Ontology annotation, molecular function: glutathione peroxidase activity. The record is from RefSeq and is a predicted model, not a curated record. Lineage: Eukaryota; Metazoa; Arthropoda; Insecta; Diptera; Culicidae. The transcript is spliced from 4 exons. The coding region runs from base 415 to 1086 and encodes 223 amino acids.